Messenger RNA from Alosa sapidissima (American shad), 599 nucleotides. RefSeq names its product retinal cone rhodopsin-sensitive cGMP 3',5'-cyclic phosphodiesterase subunit gamma-like. Bases 92 to 313 code for a protein of 73 amino acids. NCBI's taxonomy places the organism in Eukaryota, Metazoa, Chordata, Actinopteri, Clupeiformes, Clupeidae. Gene Ontology annotation, cellular component: photoreceptor outer segment membrane. The transcript is spliced from 4 exons. Gene Ontology annotation, molecular function: cGMP binding; 3',5'-cyclic-nucleotide phosphodiesterase activity. The record is from RefSeq and is a predicted model, not a curated record. Gene Ontology annotation, biological process: positive regulation of epidermal growth factor receptor signaling pathway; visual perception; positive regulation of G protein-coupled receptor signaling pathway.
GAGAAGGAUUGCAGAAAGGAAGCUAGGAGUUCCUCAACUCACCUUUGGUUCACAUCUCAGCACUUGCUCCUCCGCAAGAAAAACAAACGCAAUGGACCCCGCAGGAUCCGCAGACGGAAAGAAGGGACCCCCCAAGUUCAAGCAGAGGGCGGCCCGCACCUUCAAGAGCAAGGCCCCCAAGCCUGGCCAGAAAGGGUUUGGUGAUGACAUUCCUGGAAUGGAGGGCCUGGGCACAGACUUCACAGUGGUCUGCCCAUGGGAGGCAUUUGGCGACAUGGAGCUCAGUGACCUGGCUAAAUACGGAAUUGUAUAAUUCCACCCCAUCCUUCCCUGCUCUGUCUCCCUACGCUUUACCGUACCUACCUCUCCUCCAGACGGAUCCCUCAGCUGGCGUUGUGACGCACGAGUGUGCACUUGCAUCGGUUAUGGAACAGCGGUUUCAGCUAUGCAAUUUAGGCUUCUGCUUUGGUCCUGAAGAGGAAAGUCAAUUUCCCCAAAGACACGACACUGAACUCUAGUCCAAACGUCUGAGCAAAUGCUGCAGCUUGUGCUAAGAGGGCUACUGGACACUAUCUUGUGAGGGUAUCUCAAAUUGUAUU